GAGGUACAGAAUAUGAUUGUUGAAGACCUGGGAAAAGUUAGUUACGCUGCACUUGGAGGGCUUUCUGAUCAGAUUCGAGAGCACAGGGAAUCGAUAGAACUGCCUAUGGUGAAUCCUGAGAUUUUUCAAAAGGUUGGAAUCAGAACCCCGAAGGUAUGUUCACUAUAUGGAUGUUUAAUUUUGGGAAGAUUUUAUAUUGAACAAAUUAAGAUUUAUGUUAUGUUAAAAGGGAAAAAACUACUGAUAAUGUUUCUCACAUACAACGCAGGGUGUUCUUCUUUAUGGACCUCCUGGAACUGGGAAGACACUCUUAGCGAGAGCAAUAGCCAGCAAUACAGAUGCUAAAUUCUUGAAUGUUCAAUACCUGUAUUCUGUUAUCUGUGAUUUUUACCUAGUGCUUAAUGGGGUACUCCAAAAAAGAAGUGUACUUUCUUUUUUUUUAUUCUAGAUUGUAGGUAGUGCUUUUUCGGUUAAAUAUCUUGGUGAAGGCUCAAGAUUGAUUAGGAACAUGUUUAGAUAUGCACGCGAUCAUCAGGUAUUGGAAACUUGCAUUGCUUAAAAAUGACCUUUUUUUUUUCAUGCUCAUCUGAAAUUUGAUUUUUACUGUUUGCAUCCUUUUGUUUAGCCUUGCAUCAUAUUCAUGGAUGAGAUCGACGCCAUUGGAGCACGACGUUUGAGCAUGAGCUCAGCCGCUGAUCGUGAAAUUCAAAGAACCCUCAUGGAGCUGCUUGACCAGAUGGAUGGAUUUAAUCAGCUAGAAAGGGUGAAAGUCAUUAUGGCUACAAAUAGGCGUGAUAUUCUUGAUCCAGCCCUUCUUCGCCCGGGUCGACUUGAUUGGCAAAUAGAAAUACCAUUACCAAAUAAGAAGUCAAGGAUGCAAAUCCUCAAAAUCCACGCUGCUGGAGUUGCAAAACAGGGCAAAAUUGACUAUAAAGCAGUUGUUAAUAUUUCUGAGGGAUUCAAUGGUGCUGAUCUUCGAAAUGUUUGCACUGAAGCUGGUAUGUUCGCUAUUCGCGAAGACCGUGAUUAUGCGAUUAAUAUAGAUUUCAUGAAGGCUGAGCGCAAACUGGUUGAAGCAAAGAAACUGGAAUCGAGCAGCCAUUAAAAUCAAAUUGUUGUUAGCACUCAGCACGGAUGUUUUUCUGAUGUCUGCUCAGUUCGCCACUAAAUUGUCCAGCCCAUUGUGUUCAGUGAUAAAACAUGAAUUUGAUAAUGGUUUCCUUUGACAGCAUCAUUAACUUACAGAAACUUACCAUAUUACCUUAACCCCUUGAACAAGUUAGAAAACGAGUGGAACACGUGAAUUUCUUUAAUUUUGAAACAGUUCAAAUUCUAGUUU
Vigna angularis (adzuki bean) is the source of this 1339-nucleotide messenger RNA. RefSeq names its product 26S proteasome regulatory subunit S10B homolog B. NCBI's taxonomy places the organism in Eukaryota, Viridiplantae, Streptophyta, Magnoliopsida, Fabales, Fabaceae. The transcript is spliced from 3 exons. Gene Ontology annotation, molecular function: ATP hydrolysis activity; ATP binding; proteasome-activating activity. Gene Ontology annotation, biological process: positive regulation of RNA polymerase II transcription preinitiation complex assembly. The record is from RefSeq and is a predicted model, not a curated record. Gene Ontology annotation, cellular component: proteasome regulatory particle, base subcomplex; cytosolic proteasome complex. Bases 641 to 1105 code for a protein of 154 amino acids.